AUGAUCGUGUUGCAGGCCGGCGAUUACGGUCCCGAAUACCCCGAUCCAAACGGUCAAUGUGCUAAGGAACUCGAGGCUACGAAGCAGUACAUUCUCGGUACAGGCCGCGACCAGCUUUUCCAAGACGCGCGGUGGAUCGUCAAUCAAGUCUUCGAUCAUCCCAAGAUCAAGAAGAACCCCAAGUUCCGGCUCUUUGUAGUUGGCUACUUCCAGUUCUUCUUCGACGAGGGCGGCGAGGGCGAUUGGUGUAGUAAUGUGAGCUUUGGUCUGCGGUCUAGUGAUCGUCCGAGGCUUAGUCUUGCUUUGCGGAAGCGCAUCAAUGCGCUUAUUCGCUAUCUGAACAAGACCAUCGAGGACGGGGUGAAGGGCAGCUUUCAUCCGGAGCGGGCGACCUUUGUCGAUACAGACCAGCAUCUGGAGGGUCACCGUUUCUGCCAGCCUGGUCACACGCUGUAUGACCAAUACUUCGGCGACAAUGUCUAUUUGUGGAACAUGUCCCCGAGCGGUAUCUUCAGUUGGCAGGACGAAAUGGUGGGAGGUAUAGACGAUGGCGAUGGUAACGCAGAGGAGGGACGCCAGCCAACCCAAGCUGAGUUCGAGCGCUGGCUCGAGACCGGUAGAUUUACGGACGACCCUCGCGAGAUCGAAUUCAACCUGACUGCCGCGCUUCAGUCGGACAACGAUGUAGCCGUCGCAGAAGAUCCAGACAACCUGCAAUGGCUCGAUAUGAUCGGCCCGUAUCAGCAGAACUACCCCGGUUUGACACUUCGACCUUUCCACCCCACCAAGAGCGGCUACCGUGCGAUGGCCAAGGCGAUCAUGGCGAAAGUGAAAGAGAAGCUUGAGAUCGAUUACCCACCCAAACCUACGCCGGCUCCGACCCCAUCAAAGCCGAAGGCGACGCAUUCGAUCCAGAUCUUGCUGGCCAGCUACGGUGCUAGCAGGUGGUGGAAGGUCCACCAGGGCCCGCAAGGUGUGCCAGUCAGACUUUGUGUCGACGAUGGCCGCUUCAAGAACGCUGUCGAUGACGAAGACAAGUUCAAAAAGGACAUGUAUCAGAACGACGCCAAUAUCGACGACCCACCUUAUGUGAAGGCGGGCAAGACGUGGCCUCUCAAGAUCGAUGGUAAGGAGGACUGUUACUUCGAGUCUAGCGCCGACGGACCUGGCUUCCUCAAGUGCGGUGAGGACCUGAAGCUGGAUUUCGCGGCCGAUCCGCAAAAGGGUGAUACAACUGUGGCUUGCGGAGCGGUGCAGGGUCGGUUCGAUAAUGUGAGGCUGCACCGAGCGUGGUAUGUUGAGUACUAA
This is a messenger RNA of Alternaria arbusti, 1308 nucleotides long. RefSeq lists its product as uncharacterized. The transcript has 2 exons. Gene Ontology annotation, biological process: triglyceride catabolic process. Lineage: Eukaryota; Fungi; Ascomycota; Dothideomycetes; Pleosporales; Pleosporaceae. The coding region runs from base 1 to 1308 and encodes 435 amino acids. The record is from RefSeq and is a predicted model, not a curated record. Gene Ontology annotation, molecular function: triacylglycerol lipase activity.